This is a messenger RNA of Klebsormidium nitens, 2456 nucleotides long. Lineage: Eukaryota; Viridiplantae; Streptophyta; Klebsormidiophyceae; Klebsormidiales; Klebsormidiaceae. The record is from the annotation of a GenBank genome assembly.
CCUAGCUCUGUUCUUCAGCCCUCGAACAGGGCGACGCCGACAGCAAAACGUUCAGCUGCGGAGCUGUCCUUCGUCCACAAAGGACGCAUUGCUUCAGUGAAAGGUCCCCGCAUGUGUCCCACUUGACACUUUUCUCUUGCACAAAUGUUGUCUCCAAAGCGGGGCAAGUCGGGUUUUUGGGACCGUCAGACAGGGGGGCUGACUCCCACAAAGUUUGCACGCACAGCUGGCGGGAGCUUGGAUGUCAUCCAACGUCUGCGUCGAGAGGCUGUUCUAGAGGGCCACGAGGGGUGCGUUAACACCGUCUCGUUCAAUAGUACGGGCGAGCUUCUCUUCUCGGGAUCCGACGACCGCCAGAUCAUCGUGUGGGACUGGGAGGCCAAGCAGAAGAAGCUUGCAUACGACUCGGGCCACCAUAACAAUGUUUUCCAAGCACGCCCGAUGCCGUUCACGCACGAUAGGACCGUCGUCACGUGCGCAGCGGACGGGGAGGUUCGCGUCGGCACAAUCUCUGAAAGUGGUGCGUGCGAGACGCGGCGGCUGGGGAAGCACAGAUACCGCGCGCACAAGCUGGCCAUCGAGCCGGGCAGCCCCCACAUGUUCCUCAGCACGGGGGAGGACGGUUUCGUCAAGCAUUUCGACCUGAGGGAGGACAACCACACGCGCAUGUUCCGGUGCGGUCCCGUGGACCCGGCUCGGCGCGCGCACAGCCCCGCUCUCGGCGGCAGGGGAACCGUCGGCCUCAACAGCGUCGUCAUCAACCCUAGAAACACCAACCAGUUUGCGGUCGGCGGCUCCGACCAGUACGCCCGCCUAUACGACCUGCGCCGCCCGGCGGGGGGGUCCCUCCUGCAGGAGGACGACCCCCUCGCCACGUUUUGCCCGCCGCACCUGGAGUCCAACGAGCGCAGCGUGCACAUCACGUGCGUCGCGAUCUCGCAACAGGAGGAGGUGCUCGUAUCAUACAACGACGAGCUCGUAUAUCUAUUCCAGCCCAACCAGAGCCGAGAGGCCAGGCUGCGGACGUCCGCGGAGGCGCCGAUCGUUCGGACGACCGUAGCGGAGUCUCUGCGCACAGACCGGAGGGCCGAGUCCCCCAUGGACGAGAACGUCGCUGGACCGUCCGAUGCUCUCAACGGCAGUAUCGACGGUGUGAAAGAGGAGGGGAAGCGGACGUGGAUAGGCGGGCUGCGGAGGCGGCGGGGCCGGCCGGAUGACGACGACGAGGAGGACGAUGACGUCAGCGAGCCGAGCAGCUCUGGGGAGCCGGGAAAGCGGGCGUCCAGGCGAAGCCCAACUAAGCGGCGUCGCGACGCGCGCGAAGACCCGUCGCCCGACGCGGGCGAGGUGCAGAGCUACCGGGGGCACCGCAAUGCGCAGACGAUCAAAGGCGUCAGCUUCUUCGGGCCCAGCUGCGAGUACGUCAUGAGCGGGUCCGACUGCGGGCGCAUCUUCAUCUGGGAGAAGCGCACGGGGCGGCUGGUUAACCUGCUCAAGGGGGAUAACCACGUGGUGAACUGCCUGGAGCCCCACCCCGGGGCGACGAUUUUGGCGACCAGCGGAAUUGACAGCGACAUCAAGAUUUGGACGCCCACUGCGGACGAGCCGCAGGGCCUGCCUGCGGACGCCGAAAAGAUCAUGGAGGCCAACACGCGGCGACGGCAGGACCGCCUCUCCCCGCUGCGCACCAUCACGCCUGCCGUGCUGCUGCGAAUCCUGAACCUGCGGCGGCGCGCCGCCGAGCUGCAAGGUUCGGGCGGGGAAGACGAGGACCGGGAGGUAUUCGUCUUCGGGUCCGAGAGCGAUGCUGACGUGGACGAUGACGAGGAUGAUGACGAUGAAGAUGACGACGAUGAUGACGACGAUGACGCGUCAGACUCGGAGGAGGAAUACGGAGAGGGAGAGCAGGGGGGUGAAGGAACGGCGCCCCGGCCAGCGGAAGAGCCGCGGGCCGAGGAGCGACGGGAAGAGAGGAGGAGACGACCCACACGGGUUCGGGAGGAAGAUUGCGCUGUGCAGUGAUAAUACCCGGGGUAUCGGGACAUCCUCUAUAAUGCCAGAUCGGGGCUGAUGUUAGGUAGGUGCGUUUGCGGAGAGACUAGGUGCAAAGAGGGGAAGAGGUGAGGUGCCGGAGAAGCUUUUUUGCCACAGGUGUCCGCAUCUAUGCGGCAUCCGAACGCGUUUGGUACCUCAUAUGCAAAGGCAACGCCGUACUGAUCUAGGUCGUAAGCGGGAUAGAUGUACAUGACUAGUAUUCAUAACCAGCAUCGUGGGCAACAUCAGCGUAGGCCAAAAGGUUGGAACUUGUUUAUAUACAUGAGUCAGAUUCCGAGGCUUCAACUUACUGGAGCUGUUAAAAGCCGGGGGAGCUUGAGUUUUGAGCAGUUUCAUGUCGAAUUAUACGAUAAGCAUGGAUUUGACCGUGCGGUGGGUUUUGUUAAGUUAACGUGUUGCCU